Molecule: messenger RNA, 5263 nt
Organism: Mytilus californianus (California mussel)
Lineage: Eukaryota; Metazoa; Mollusca; Bivalvia; Mytilida; Mytilidae
Exons: 17
Coding region: 189-5237 (1682 amino acids)
Molecular function (GO): protein binding
Source: RefSeq, a predicted model, not a curated record
GGAGGUUGACAAUUUAAAAUAUUCAUGCAAAUCCAUUAAAUUAGAAAGUAUAAAGUUGUCAAUACCGAUUUAAUUUACGUACAAAGUGUUGUCAUGGAAUGUUAAAGAAGAUGUGUGACGGAAUAAUUUAUUUUUUUCAAUCAUUCUAGGAUGGAUUAUUUUUUACUUUUGAACAGAAAAUAAGCAAAAUGAUAGCGCAUUUUUGGAUAUUAGGUUUACUGAGUUUUUUCUCAGUCAUAUCAACGUCAUUAGCAGUAACACAAUUCAAUGCGUUUGAAUUGAACGUAACUAAUACAGGAACAGACUUCGGAGCAACGUUCUGUCCGAUAUUUGAUAACGGAAUAAACGUUACAUGCUCCGUAUUACACGGGGAUGAUACAGGGUCAAUAUGGUUAGAACCUAUUUUUUCAGCUACGGAGUGUUCAACGUACAAUUUUACAUCCGCAGGAUAUAAAAACGUUUCUGCAUACUGUGUCGUUGGGGCUAUUUUUGGAUAUGACAACCAGUUGGUUUACAUUGGAACAGAAAUAAAACAUCUAAUUGUAGAAGACACAAAUGCAAAUAUAUUUAUACCUAUGAUAAGGUCUGAAACUAAAACCAUAAAAGUUUCAUACGAUGAAGGUACUGAUGUUUGGAUUAACGCUUCGCUAAUUGAAACUGGGGAAAAUCUUUACCUUUCACCGAAUGGUUCCUCGUCACUGGUUCAAACUUUUGAUGUGUUUGGCAAUGAUUUACCUGGUCUAGGACAACAUGCAGCAGAGGUUGUAGUAUGGAAUGAGUUAACUACCUUGAAGCGUUAUCUAGUAUUUGCUGUUGCCGAUGCGAUCGAUGGAUUUAGUUCUACAAUGAAUGUUUCCUCCCCGUUUAGGAUCCAUGUUGAUGAUUCUGUUACAUUUGGAAUAACCACGACAAACGGAUCCGAUAUAAUUUAUUCUACUGAAAUCGACCAGGUUGCAUACAUUGAAACAACAACCGGAUUUGUUUCAUCAUAUGAAUAUACACACUCAUUUAAUGCGACUGGAACCUAUACAAUCGUAAUGGGAGCAUCUAACUAUGUUAGCAUGUUUGAUAAUACAACUACCAUUAUUGUACAGAACCGAAUAAACAAUGUUAAUGUAAGUGCUCCCGAAUACGAGUUAUAUCCAAAUUUUAAUUUCGCUUUCAUGAUGGAUGUUGAUGCUAUAUUUCCAAUGGGAACACUCAACGCAGAUAUUUACGACGGUGGAACUUACCAUAAAACCGUAAACCUAUCUUUGUUAACCCCAGGCAAUACCAUAAAUGAUGCUGAAGCUGGUCUUUCUUUAGGCGCGCAUGCUUUAUUUAUUUCCAUCUAUUCAGAAACAUCAUUAUUGAACUUUUCACUAACAGUAACCCUUGAAAAAACGAUUCAAAAUUUAGAAUUUCUUCAUCCAGCAGAGGCAAAACUAUCUGAUGCUCAAAUGAUAGGAAUCAGGCUUACAAACGCUGCUGAUGGUCCAUUAUAUAAUGUCACGUGUUCUUUUAACGUUAGUGGGGUGGUAUCAACAGAAGUUUUUGAUCUAAUUUCUGAUACUGUUAACUAUACAGUUGCUAUUACAUAUCCUGACACGGGAAAUAUUCCAUUAUCAGCUAAUUGUUCCAACCAGAUCAGCUAUCUAUCAUUAUAUGGAAACGUCAACGUUACAUCAGACUGUUUUGAAAUUGGAACAUUAUUUAGUACCAGUUACAAAGAUGAGAAAAACCCAUUAGCCAUACUGAUUACAAAUGACAACACGAUAACAAGCAAAGGUGUUGUAACUCUUACCUGUCGAAACAGUUCAAGAGAUUACUACUGGGAGUUAUGGCCACAACUCCAAAAUGACACAUAUAUUAAAGACCAAUAUUAUUCUAAUCCUGCAAAUCAACCAAAAUCUGCUACAAUUUUCUUUGGGAAAGAGUCAAUUGCUGAAGGAAAAUAUAUGCUCCGAAUGGUUGUUAAUUUGACAGAUAUUGGCCAAUCUUUAGAGGACGAUAUGUACGUUGAUUUUAGAUUACCACCUAUUGUAACGGGAAUUCAGGGAGGCUCAAGUAGAUAUGUAAACAAAAAUGACGAACUGGUUAUAGAUGCUGGGCCAGCAACAGAUGAUAAAGUAUUAAAAUACAAAACCGUCCCUUUUAAUUAUGAGUGGAAAUGUCGUCAAGGUCUUACACAGUCACAAGUGGACGAAGUUCUUGGAAAAUUUGGCACACCCGGAGCUCCAGACAUCACAACCCUUGGAUCUGGUUGCAGUAAUGUACCUUUAUCAGGAGCAAGGUGGACAAUACAACCUGCAGACCUUGCGGAUACAUGGUAUUUGUUUCAGGUGAAUACCAACAAAACGACAACUGUGACAGUUGCACAAUUAGAAAGUGUUAACAAUACCAGAUCAGCAACUGCUAUUCAAGCUGUAAGGGUGCGAACUGGGGACGCCCUUUCAAGUGAAAUAUUGUGCAAAAGAAAUUGUCUACCGAAAUUGUCCCUGAACUCCUUACUUAUACUUAAUGCAGAUUGUCCAGCAUGUAGCUUAUCAGAUACCAACUACGAGUGGUCAAUAUAUGUGUACAAUAACGGAACAGGAGUAUUUGACAGUUUAGAUGCGGUACCACGAAUCAACCAGUCACAACUAAUAGAGACAACUCUUACUGCUGAGGAGAUAGGUAUCAGACCCGACGCCCUUCAACAAAUGGAUAGAGUAAAAUUUCAUCUAUUGUUGAGGACUCCAGGUAGAACACCUUCAGAGGCAGAGUAUAUCGUGUCCGUAAAUGCUCCACCAUACGCCGGUACUUGUUCAAUAAGCCCAGAUACAGGUAUUUCAGUAACGACGUGGUUUACUGUAACAUGCACUAAAUGGCUUGAUGAAGGAGAAAGAUAUGUACGAAAUAUUGCAGAUGAUGGGAAUGAAUUGUUAUCAUAUUCUGUUUAUCACGUGAGAAAUACCACGAACGGUAUAGUCGAAUCGUUAUUGUCAGAAACAGGAGACAGCAGUAUUGUGUCAACUUUAGCUGUAGGAGACCCUGGAAACAAUUUUCACAGUACAAUAAGGGUCAACAUUAAAGAUUUCUACAACGGAUAUACUCAAGUGGAAUUUCCAGUAACGGUAACUAAUGUCAUCGAUAUUGACAGAACUAAUCAAGCAGAAACAGACCUAAUUAAUAAUAUAACCGCAUUAGUGAAUGACGGAAUGGAAGAAUCACAAAGUAGCAAUGAUCCUAAGCAGGUUCUUCAUCAGGCUGCAACUAUCGUGGCUUCUAUCGCAUUAAUACCAAUAUACCAAGAAACAUUUAAUACCACGGACAAACCGUUGAAUUGGUUUAUUGGAUUAUUGGAUGCCGAAAAGAAUGGGACGAAACCAUACGACGACAUUUUGGACGAUCUGCUGAAAAAUGAUCAAGAUCCUGUCAUGGAUGUUAUUAUACAGGCUGUUGAAAAUUUGACAAAACAAAUGGAAGAUCAGUUGGAGUCGAAUGCUUCUACAUUUUUUAUGAUAGAAAUGGCAAGCAGUGCAUUCGCAACUGCUCUCGGCUCCAAUCAAAUAGUUAAUACCGAUUCUGGGACAUCAGCAUCCAAUGCAUUAACAAUUCUAGUUACAAAUUUCAAAAACGCAAGUGAAACUGCAUUAACAUCUGAUGCCUUGUUUGAUAGUUCAGAUCCACGCUUAGAAACAACAUCUACUGCUAUCAUGGCCUUGGUGUCUGCCGUAGUUGGAGCUACGCUGACUUCAAAUUUUCCCGACAAUGGCUUAGCAUUAAUAUCAGCAACAACAGCAGACGCACGUAAACAAGUAGACUUUUUGGCAAAAAUAUAUAGGGAUGAAGCUUAUAACAUAAUGGAAGGUGGUGAAUUAACUCCCGAGGAGCGCAAUGGACUAUACUUAAUGAGGGCAAGGAUUUCACAGGCCAAGUUUGAAGAACGACAGGACUUGGCAUCAUUAACAGAUACAUCAAUAGACGCAGCAUUGCAAGUGAUUAUUGACCAGGGAUUGAAUAUGACAUGUAAAGGAUGUGAAACAAUAUUCGACACAAACAAUGUUAAUCUGUACAUAUCUAAAACAACACUUCAAGCUUUGAAUGACGUAGCCAAUGGGUUACUCCAGAAUUCGACACUUGUCAUGAGCUUUGGUUAUAGUACAGAUUCAAAUGAUACAACUUUAUUUGGGAUUGCAGUUUUCCCACAAAAUGUGUAUAUAGCUGGUACCUCAGACACUGCUUUGGUUACGUCUAACGUUCAUAAAUUAUCUUUAAAAGAUGAAAAUGAAGACAAUUUGAGUCAAACAGAAGUAGCCAUUAAUCAAACAGCCAGAACGUUACAAUCUACACAGAACUUACCUGUCUACACGGAAGGCGAUGCUUCGAAUCUCUUGUAUCACUCUUUUUUCUACCGUGACGCUGGAGACUACGUUUGUGUUUCCGUCGAUCCAGCAGAGGGAGUUCCGAACUAUGUGACGUCAUAUGAUGUCUAUGUGAAAGGCGAUUCUCAACCAACUCAUUUGAAUUACGAAGCCAAAGGAGAAAUUUCACCUUACAAUGACUGGAUGGUGUGCUUCCCUCCUCAAUUGUUUUCUACAACUGGUGAAAUGCAUGUUGCUCUACAUCCAAACAGUAAAGUGGCUGGUUUCAAUGGCUACGUAUGGGAACCAACUACCGGUAAAUUUGCUAAUGGAUCAUACAACAUAUCAGAACCCGAAUUGAUGCCAUAUCAUUUGCACAUAGUGACGUCAAAUUGUAAAGAGUGGGAUCCCAAAAGACAAUCUUGGGAUUCAAGCAACUGUGAGAUGGAUUGGUUUCCAAGUCAAAAUACAAUAGAAUGUACAUGUCGUCCAGCUUUCGGUUUAACAUUUGGUAACACUUUUUAUGUGGCGCCAAAUACAAUCGACUUCUCCACAGUUUUCUUACGUUUUGAUUUAGCCAAUCAAGCAGCUGUGCUCGGGACUCUUAUUGGUGUACUAGCAAUAUACUUACUGCUUCUUAUUUGGGCGAGACAUCAAGAUAAGAGAGAUAUUGUUAGGUGGGGAGUAACACCUUUGAUUGACAACUUCGUGGACGACACAUAUUAUUACCUUGUAACAGUUUAUACAGGAAUGAGAAGAGGGGCAGGUACUAAGUCGAGGAUAGGCUUUAUAGUAUGUGGAGAAGAUGGAGAUACAGGGAUAAGGGAAUUAUCUGAUGGCGUCAGAUCGGUAAGCCUCUAUUCUUUGAUAUCAGUUACAAACAGAAACACGAUUACAUUUUCUUCAUAUUAAACUGAGUUUACUUGUUGAUUAACAAU